AUGAGAGGAGUGAAAAGAAAACCGGAGCGGGGUUGGGGUUUGUGGGGUGGAAGACACGAACCCAAUUUAUCGCCGUUGUCUUUCAAUUCCUCGGAUCGCCGUCUGCCGAUUUUUUCCCGCUGCCACCAUCUUCCACCAGCCAAUCACCGUGAAGAUAUCUUUACUUCAAGUUCUUCAGAUCUAAGGCGGACUGACAUAAUUUUGAUUGAACCGCUAUUUAUUCAAACUAAACAGAAGGUUAGAUGUAAUUAUUGUCAUCGGGAGUUCAGUGGAGGUGUUUAUAGGAUCAAAUUUCAUUUAGCUCAGAUCAGAAACAAGGAUAUAGUUCCAUGCUCUGAAGUUCCGACUGAUGUGCGGGAUCAUGUACAAGGUAUAUUAAGCAAUCCCAAGAGGCAGAGAACUCCUAAAAGACAGAAGAUGGAGCAGGUGGAAAAUGGCCAUCAAAAUAGCUCUUCUGCGAGUGGCGGCGCCCUUCCCAAUCAUGGAUCCAGUGAACAGAAUGGCAGUGCUUGUCCAUCUUUGUUAUUUCCACGUUCUUCGCCAAGUGCUCCACCCGAACCAGCAUUAGAGGAUGCUCAAAAGCAAAAACAGGAUGACGCAGAUAAAAAAGUGGCUGCAUUUUUCUUCUAUAAUUCAAUCCCUUUUAAUGCUGCUAAAUCUACGUACUAUCAGGAUAUGGUAGAUGCUAUUGCUGAAUGUGGAAUCGGUUUUAAAGCACCAACUUUUGAAAAGUUGAGAUGUAACCUCUUGGACAAAGUUAAAGGUGAUAUUCAUGAUCUGUACCGAAAAAUGAGAAAUGAAUGGAAGGAAACAGGUUGCACAAUCUUGUGCAAUUGCUGGUCUGACGCUGCAGCGUUCCUUAAUCCUUCCAUUUUCUAUAGCCUCAGCUUUAAGGUUGAUUCAAGAAUGCGGAAUGGUUUUCAAGAAGCUAUGAUGAAAAUGGCAAUAGAUGAUAAAGAUAGAAUAGAAAUAACUAAAGAACAUCCGGUGUACAUAAAUGCUCAUGGUGCUCUAGGGACUGAAUUUGCGGUAAAGGGGAGAACAUUAAAUGCCCCAGGUGACUGGUGGGCAGCAUAUGGGUAUGAAAUCCCAACAUUGCAGAGAUCUGCAAUACGGAUACUAAGCCAACCUUGGAAGAAGGAUAUGUCCCGGCCUUCAUCUAGCAAAGAAAAUGGUAAUGUAAAGGAGCUUCGCUCCUGCAUUCAUUUGAUUGGAAACUACUGGAGGGCGAAAAACUUGAAAAACUCUGAGAACUUUGGAAUUGUUGACUAA
Messenger RNA from Fraxinus pennsylvanica, 1272 nucleotides. The record is from the annotation of a GenBank genome assembly. NCBI's taxonomy places the organism in Eukaryota, Viridiplantae, Streptophyta, Magnoliopsida, Lamiales, Oleaceae.